GAAGUAACAUCUUUGCUCUCACUUUAUGGUGGACAGUUCAGCGGUGAGCAGGAAAUCCGUGUAAAUUCUCCGUUUUGGAUUCUCAAUAUUCCUUCAGAAGACAUGGCAAGGGGCCUAAUGAAACGGACAGUAUGUGCAAAGUCUAUAUUUGAACUGUGGGGUCAUGGAAGAUCUGCGGGGGAGCUCUACGCAUCUUUGAAGGACUAUCCAAUGGAGAAGAUGCUUCCAUAUCUACAGUCAGACUCUACUUACAAAGUACAUAUUCAUACAUUUAAUAAAACGCUGACCCAAGCACAGAAAAUAAAAAAGAUAGAUGCUCUUGAAUUUCUGCCAUUCAAAGGAAAAGUAAAUUUAAAGAAACCAGAACACACCUUCUGGAUUUUGGAAGAUUAUGGAAUGGACCCAAAUAAUGUUCCAGAAGAGCCCUUUCAUCUGUAUUUUGGUAGAUGGAUUGCAGAUGGCCAAAGAGAACUUAUAGAGUCCUACAGUGUAAAAAAGAGACACUUUAUUGGAAAUACGAGCAUGGAUGCCUGCUUGUCUUUCAUUAUGGCAAACCAUGGGAGAGUAAAACCCAAUGAUGUUGUAUAUGAUCCGUUUGUUGGAACAGGUGGCCUUCUAAUCUCCUCAGCACACUUUGGAGCAUAUGUGUGUGGUACUGAUAUAGAUUACAACACAAUCCAUGGAUUAGGCAAGGCAAGCAGAAAGAACCAGAAAUGGAGAGGGCCAGAUGAAAACAUCAGAGCUAAUCUCCGACAGUAUGGUUUAGAGAAGUAUUACCUUGAUGCGCUAGUUUCUGAUUCUUCAAGACUGAUUUGGCGAAAAGGGAUGCUGUUUGAUGCAAUCAUUACAGAUCCACCCUAUGGUAUCAGAGAAGCUACUCGCAGAACGGGUUCGCAAAAGGAAACAGUUAAGUCAGCCGAAAGAAGCACAGAAAAUCACAUCUUCGUUUCAUCCAGUUAUCAUCUAAGUGACAUCUUUUUUGACCUGUUGAAGUUCGCAGCAGAAUAUCUGGUGAUGGGAGGAAGAUUAGUUUACUGGCUGCCGAUAUACAGGCCUGAAUAUACAGAAGAGAUCAUUCCCCGCCACCCGUGCCUGAAACUUGUUAGUAACUGUGAGCAGAUGCUUUCCAGCCACACGUCAAGGCGCCUGAUAACCAUGGAAAAGGUGAAAGAAUUCAAGGAUCAAGAUCAGAAUUCUUACUUGUUGGAUGGUCAAUGUAUGCCAUACAGGGGACACAAUUCUUUCCGUGAGAAGUAUUUCAGUGGUGUGACAAAGAGGAUUGCCAAGGAAGAAAAGGAGAAUCAGAAGUAAAAUAAAAUAUAAACAGAUUUAAAAAUGAGGAAAGAAUGAAGAUCGUGUUUCUCUGUAAGGACAUCUGGAUAUGAACAUUCAUUUGGAUGCUUCAGGAAAAUAAAUACUGCUUUUAAUUUUAAAACAAGAUGAAACCCACAACACAGGUUGAGAGCAGUUCUUUUUAAUUAGCUUUGUUUAUAGCAGAUUUUAUUGUACAAGUUUUUUGAGUCUAAUUUAUAUUUGUACUUUCAAGUACUAAUGAUGAUUGACUAAAACCAUUAUUAUUGCUCUUUCACCAUUAACAUUUACAAAAAAGUAGUAGUAUUAUUUGGCUUCUUAAACUGUGAACAUCUGGCUGUUUUAGAAACACGUGGUGGUGAUCAAGCGUUGCUUAUUAAGAAGAUCAUUUUAAUUUGUUUUUUCUUUUUGUAAAUGGUGUACAAUAAAACAAAAGAUUGUUGUGA
Messenger RNA from Leptosomus discolor (cuckoo roller), 1757 nucleotides. NCBI's taxonomy places the organism in Eukaryota, Metazoa, Chordata, Aves, Leptosomiformes, Leptosomidae. The record is from RefSeq and is a predicted model, not a curated record.